UAGCGUAUGAGUUACAGCGUGUAAUGUCAAGGAAACAUAUGUGUGAUGUGUAUAAUUAAUUAAGUGUAAGUGAUGUGUAAAGUGUAUACAGUUAUUAAAACAUAGUGUGUAAGGGGUUAUAUUGCAAGUGGCCAUGAUGAAAAGCAUGUACAACGUCAGUAUAUAGGGUAUUUUAUCCACUGAAAUAUCUAAAUUAUAUUGAAAAAAAUUAGUUAUUAAUUUUGUAGGAUUCCCGUAAUUGCUGAAAGAUGUUUUCGUUUUUAACAACGGUGUAUUUAUCGCCUUCCUUUUUACGCAGAAAGAUACGUCCGUUCGCAAUCCAGCAAUAUUGGAAGUUUUCUGUUCUAGCGAAAUCGCGAGCAAGAAAAAGAAGUCUUUUAGCCUUUGAGGUUAAAUGUUCUGAGACAAAAAGUGUCAUUACAGAGCCUUCUAGACCAAGAUGUUUUGUGUUUAGCUGACUGUCUGGGUGGGAGAUAUUGUAUUGCUUUAUGAGUUUUAAAAGUUUGUCUUUCGCAAAGGUACUGGUAAACUCAGUAACAACUGAGGAAGUUGUUGCAUUCGCCUUCGAUGGCAGUCUGUAGAUAUCUUUAAUUUCAUUAUAAGAGCAAUCACCUCCCACGCUUUUAACCAGACUGGUCACCAUGUUAAGUAAGUCUUCUUUUUUUUCCUUUCUCUUUUUCGGUACACCUCUGAUUUCAAGACUUGUCUUUCUGAUCACUCGUUCUAGUCCCUCAAAUCUUUCUUCCAAUUCUUCAAUUUUUGCACGUGUAUUCAUCCUUUCCCGGUCUAAGCUGUCAAUCUUUUUGUCUAGGUCCUUUACUUGAGCCGAUAAUUCUUCUAACGAUUUUUCAAUUUCAUCAGUACAUGAUUUUAUGCCAAUCUUUAUAUCGCAUAAACCCUUUUCUAGAUUGUCUAACUUCGCAAGACCCUUAUCAAGUUUCUCUAGUUUUUUAUCUUGUUGUUUCAUCCAAGUUGAGAGCAUUUCCUUCAUCUCUUCUCUAAAAAUGUCGAAGGUACUGCACUCAUCAUCGUCCUCUAAUCGGACACGUUUAGAGUUUGAUCUCAUUGUAAUGUUAGGGGCAGGUGUUGACGCAGUUAUGGGUCUAUUUAAGUUAGUGUCUGAAGACGACAAUCCUUUCGGUGGUGUGCAAAUCGGGUUCAUAAUGAAAUAAGUUUAAAACUCACGUUUCCAGUAUGCAGGUUUAUUCUUAGAAUCUGGCGCGUAGCACUAGUAGGCGGGUUCGACUGUUUCUUCGUAGCACGUAGUACGUGAAGUUUGUAGCCGGCGUCUACGUCGUCAUCGAGCGCAGCGAGAC
Molecule: messenger RNA, 1316 nt
Organism: Spodoptera exigua (beet armyworm)
Lineage: Eukaryota; Metazoa; Arthropoda; Insecta; Lepidoptera; Noctuidae
Source: the annotation of a GenBank genome assembly